Molecule: messenger RNA, 5757 nt
Organism: Tyto alba (common barn owl)
Lineage: Eukaryota; Metazoa; Chordata; Aves; Strigiformes; Tytonidae
Gene: ACAP2
Product: ArfGAP with coiled-coil, ankyrin repeat and PH domains 2
Exons: 26
Coding region: 201-2681 (826 amino acids)
Cellular component (GO): endosome membrane; cytoplasm
Molecular function (GO): protein binding; GTPase activator activity
Source: RefSeq, a predicted model, not a curated record
GCGGGAGGCGGGCGGAGGGGCUGCUCGGCGCGGCGUUCCCGCCGCGGUCGCCCCGCUGCGCCCCCGCUCCGCCAUGAGCACCGCCCCCGCCUAGCCCCGCCCGGGGCCCGCCUCCGCCUCGCCUCGCCCCGGGAUCGCCCCGCCGCCGCCGCCACCAGCAGCAGCAGCGGAGGCAGCGGCGCGCCCCGCGGCAGGGGAAGAUGAAGGUGACCGUGGACUUCGAAGAGUGCCUGAAGGACUCGCCGCGCUUCAGGGCAGCUUUAGAAGAAGUAGAAGGAGAUGUGACAGAACUGGAACUGAAACUUGACAAGCUGGUGAAGCUUUGUAUUGCAAUGAUUGAUACUGGGAAAGCAUUCUGUACAGCCAACAAGCAGUUCAUGAAUGGAAUUCGAGACCUUGCACAAUAUUCCUGUAAAGAUGCAUUGGUUGAGACCAGCUUGAUGAAGUUCUCAGACACCUUACAGGAAAUGAUCAAUUAUCACAAUAUCCUGUUUGACCAAACCCAAAGAUCAAUUAAAGCACAGCUUCAGACUUUCGUUAAAGAAGAUAUUAGGAAAUUUAAAGAUGCAAAGAAACAGUUUGAAAAAGUUAGUGAAGAAAAAGAGAAUGCUCUAGUAAAAAAUGCCCAAGUUCAAAGAAAUAAACAACAUGAAGUAGAGGAAGCAACCAAUAUUUUGACUGCAACACGGAAAUGUUUUCGACACAUAGCUCUGGAUUAUGUUCUUCAGAUCAAUGUUCUUCAGUCUAAAAGGAGAGCAGAAAUCUUAAAAUCGAUGCUAUCGUUUAUGUAUGCCCAUCUGGCUUUUUUCCAUCAAGGCUAUGAUCUUUUUAGUGAACUUGAACCCUACAUGAAAGAUCUUGGUGCACAGCUGGAUCAGUUGGCUGUAGAUGCUGCAAAGGAGAAGAGAGAUAUGGAGCAAAAGCACUCCACUAUUCAACAAAAGGCUGCUUUACAGGAUUAUUCCAGUGAUGAUACUAAACUAGAAUACAAUGUAGAUGCAGCCAAUGGUAUUGUUAUGGAAGGUUAUCUAUUUAAGCGAGCCAGCAAUGCCUUCAAGACUUGGAACAGGAAAAAGCCAGAUCACAUCAGGCGCUGGUUCUCAAUACAAAAUAACCAACUUGUGUACCAGAAGAAAUUUAAGGAUAAUCCCACAGUAGUUGUUGAAGACUUGCGGCUUUGCACGGUUAAACACUGUGAAGACAUAGAAAGACGUUUCUGUUUUGAGGUGGUUUCUCCAACAAAAAGCUGCAUGCUUCAGGCUGACUCAGAAAAGCUGCGGCAGGCAUGGAUUAAGGCUGUUCAGACGAGUAUUGCUACAGCAUAUAGAGAGAAAGGGGAUGAAGCUGAGAAACAGGAAAAGAAAUCAUCUCCUUCUACUGGAAGCCUAGAAUCUGGGAGUGAGACAAAAGAGAAGUUGUUAAAGGGAGAAAGUGCUCUGCAGCGAGUUCAGUGUAUUCCUGGUAAUGCUGCCUGCUGUGACUGUGGUUUGGCAGAUCCUCGCUGGGCCAGUAUCAACCUGGGAAUCACGCUGUGCAUCGAGUGCUCUGGGAUACACAGGAGCUUGGGAGUCCACUUUUCAAAAGUACGAUCUUUAACGCUGGAUUCAUGGGAACCUGAACUUCUAAAGCUUAUGUGUGAAUUGGGAAAUGAUGUUAUAAAUAGAAUAUAUGAAGCAAAGUUGGAAAAAGUGGGAGUAAAGAAGCCGCAACCUGGAAGCCAAAGGCAGGAGAAGGAGGCAUACAUCAGAGCAAAAUACGUGGAAAGAAAGUUUGUAGAGAAGCAGCCUGCAUCAAUAUCUCUGCUUGAAUCAGGAACAAAAAUUUUGCCUCAAAGUCAGGAAGAGAAAAGGCACAGUGGCCCUGAAAAAUCCCUUUUGUCAGGGGAACAAGGUGCGGCACCUCAAAAAGCGGUUGCUGUAAGUAGCGACGAGGCGAGGCGGGAGUCUCUGUUCUGUCCUGAUGAACUAGAUUCACUCUUCUCCUACUUUGAUACCUCUUCAAAACUACGUAGUAUACGAAGUAGUGACAGUGGGAUCCAGCAGAGUGCUGAUGACAGCAGAGAACACCUUGCCUCUACUAUAUCAGUUAACAGUCUGUAUGAACCAGAAGGAGAGAAGCAAGAGUCUUCUGUGUUCUGCGACUCCAAACAGCCUAGUCCAGGAUUACAGCUGUAUCGAGCUGCCUUUGAGAAGAAUCUUCCUGAUAUGGCAGAAGCAUUGGCCCAUGGAGCUGAAGUAAACUGGGUCAAUGUAGAAGAAAACAAAGCAACACCACUCAUUCAGGCAGUGCGAGGGGGUUCACUGGUUACUUGUGAAUUUUUGCUGCAGAACGGGGCCAAUGUGAACAUCAGAGACAUGAAGGGAAGAGGACCGCUGCACCAUGCCACAGUUUUAGGACACACUGGACAAGUGUGUUUAUUCCUAAAACGAGGAGCAAACCAGCAUGCCACUGAUGAAGAUGGGAAAGAUCCAUUGAGUAUAGCAGUAGAAGCUGCAAAUGCAGAUAUUGUAACAUUGUUGCGUUUAGCAAGGAUGAAUGAAGAAAUGCGUGAAUCAGAAGGACUCUAUGGACAGCCAGGAGAUGAAAUCUAUCAGGACAUUUUCCGUGACUUUUCUCAAAUGGCAUCAAAUAAUCCAGAGAAGUUAAACCGUUUCCAGCAGUCAGAUUCUCAGAAGUCUUAAGUGUCAAGAAGGAAAAGAACCUGAUCCUUAUAGUGCAAGUCUUUUUUACUUUAACAGAAUGAAUUAUAUGCAUUUUGUUAGAUAGUUUGGAUAAAAUGACCACCCUAAUGUAACCUUAGAUUGUGGUAGCUGGGGAAAUGUAUGAGUUGUUUUAUGUUCUACAGUACGUAUACCUCAGCAGCUGAAGAAAAUGUUUAAAAAAGUGAAUACCUGCUAGCUCAGCAUAGAAAGUGCCUGUUAGUAAGUACGAAGUUUGUCUGCGGUUUGUACAUGAAGUUAGCAGCGAGGAGCUGUAUGUGUCACAGACUCCGGAUGGCAGGAUGAUCAGACCAGCUUUCCUAUAUAGUACCACCUACUGUCAUCCAUCUCCCUGUUGCCAUAAAUAAUGUGCCUCUGACAAAAAGGUCUGGGUUGCAUUUUCUGGGACUGUUUGGAAGAGAAAUCAGGUAAUGACUUACUGAGUUGUCCUUCUAUUUGUGGGCCUGUAACUUAACAGAUUCUCUUGUUCCUACGCUGACUCUGGUUAGAGGUAGGCUGUUAGUAACAAGACAUGGUAUAACUCCUGCUCUUUUGCAAGCUCUUUCACAGUGGAAGCUUUAACACCAGGCUGGCCUUUAUGCUAGUGACUGCGGGUCAGUCACAUCAGAUAUAUGUCCUGGAGGACCAAACUUCUAAGAGCAAUCUAUUUUCCUUUUUUCCUCUUAAAUUAAACUUUCUGUGCAGCAAGUAUACUUUUAAAUGAGCUUGUGGAACCUUUCAUAAAAAAUAAAACCUAAUCCUUCUGGACACGAUGUGGGAUUUGUUUGUAGUACUUUGACAUCAAAACUUGAAAUUUGAGGCUUGAAAGUAAAUAUUGAGCCAAUGGAGUUUGUGUAGAACAGUCAUAUGAAGGCUGUUUGUUACCUUUUCUCUUUGCUGUUCUCACCACUAGCCCUAAGCUGAAUAUAUAAAAUCUCCUAUGUUAUGCAGCCACACUAAAUUGAGGGCAAUCUUUUUUAUCAGGAAGCAGUAUCCUUUAUAUAAUCUGCAAAGAUGUGUAUAUAUACGUGUUGUCUAAACUAAGGCAUGCACAAGAAAACCUAGGAAUUUCACUGCGCAUUUUUGAAAAGUAACGGAUGAGCAUAGUCUCCAGCUGUAUUCUUAGGGCAGCAACACAAUUUACUUUAUAGUGAUCUCAGCUCUGCUGAUGUGCAUGCAUAAAUGGUGUCUGUAGAUACAUGCUUCUGUGUCACGUUAUUAAAUACUCAGAUAUAGUAAUCACCUGAAGCCCCAAAACAGCAGAUGCAAUUCUUUAUGCUCUAUUUUUCUGUCCUGUGGACAACUUAAGGAGAAUUUUUAGGUAACAGUGUCAGUGUGAGUUCUUAAUAAUCCUAAUAGCCAUGCUAACCUGCUCUUUAAAUGUAUUUACGAAAUUAAUUGGCCUUUCUCCAAGCUGGCUAAGAUAAGCAAAAUUGGGUAAAAAAAAAAAAAAGUUCUGUAAACUAUGGUAAAAUGAAACUUUAUAGCACAUUAAAAUUUAAGAAGGUAUUUCAGUUAUUUAUCAUUUUGCAUCAAAUGUAUAAUGAUGCAUCAAAUGUGGAUGAUUAUUGCUGCAAAGUUAAUAGCAUUUUAGAAUUAUUCAACAGAUUCUUUUUCCAAGCAGAAGAAUCUUACAAAACAGUUCUUGCUUCAUGUGUGGUCUAGUUAUGCUAGGAAAAGCAGAUUCUGCCCAUUUAAAGAGGGCAGUUAGCCUGGAUAGUAAGAAAUACGGGAAUAUCACCUGUAAGCAGUAAUUUCUAGUAAAUUGUUUUUUAAAUAGCUGUCUAUGAAAUUAUAAUAUACUUCCUAAUCUGCAGUAGUUAACAGCAGUGGAUGUUUUAGUAGAUCUUAGAGAAACUAAAAUUCCCAGUGUACAGGCGGGACGAUGUAAGAUAUGAUUAUGUAUAGUAUACACUUUAGAUAUAGGUUUUUAUAAAGACUUGUCUUUUGCAGCCUACGUGACAGGCAGUAUAUAGUGUGAUUGUCUGUAAUAUAAAGCUAUGUAAAGCUUAAUGGCAUAAUCACUCUCUCAGUCCAUGCUGCUGGAAAAAUGUCUCCGACACUUACUUCAAAUCUCCACUGGUAUUUUCCUUCCCAGCCACAAAAAUCUCUGUGACAAAUUUUGCAGGACAAUUUCUUGUAGAUGAAAAAAGUUUCUUCCCUGUAACUCUGCAGAUCCAUGUGCUGCAUUCCUGACUCUCAUCUGUCUGGGAAGCACUAACAGUCUAUUUAUGCUAAAGGUUUAGUAACACACCUGAUCCACAGCUGGUGUUACUCUUGUCAGGAGCUCUAGAGUUUUAGUGGUUCAGAGAGUAGGUAUGUCAUUUCUGAUCCUGCAGCCUCGCUCCCCAAUCCUUGUAGGUACACUAGGGAUAUCCAGUACAAAUUGCAUUAAUUUAAAGCUUUUUUUCAGGUCACGUGCAAUACAUGUGUUUAAUAUGUUGCUCAUCAGCCAAAAUUAAUAUGCCAUUAAGUUACAUGAAAUAUAUUGAGGGCUUAGUCCUACCAGACACUGGCAGGCUCAGUGCUCCAGGGCCUUUGUAACUCUCAGGAUUCAGCCCUCAGUAAUACCAUUACGGCCAGGGCUCCGCAGAUCUAGAUUCCAUAUCAAGUUCUGACUCAAGUGCUAAUCUUCUGCUCAGUAAUAUUAGGAAACUUGCAUUUUUAUUGCAGUAUGGAUCAUUAAUAUAACUGGAAUAGUAGACAGUAAGGCCCCAAUGUGGGUUAACAUCUUGUACUCUGUGCCAGAAAAUGGAAAGCUUCAAUUCCAGUUCAUGUUUCCUCUGUAGGUAUGAAAUAUAGUAGGUGUUAUUCGGUGAUGUACAAAGCAAGAGUUUCCUAACACAGCUUAAAAUCAGCUUUCACAUGGAUUUGUAGUAACUAGAUAGCCCACUGAAAAAAUUUUAUAUUUUUCCUAGCCAGAGUUAGAUCAUGUGUUCAAAAAGUCUCUUGGAAAGACAAAUGUCGAGGAGCUCAUCAUAUAUUCUAAUGCAUCUUGAUUUCAGAGAUGUAAUUUAAUUACGUUGCAUGUUGAUUAAAAUGGUGUCUGUGGUGUCUC